Messenger RNA from Cryphonectria parasitica EP155, 2289 nucleotides. RefSeq lists its product as uncharacterized. The coding region runs from base 1 to 2289 and encodes 762 amino acids. Gene Ontology annotation, cellular component: nucleus. Gene Ontology annotation, biological process: DNA-templated transcription; regulation of transcription by RNA polymerase II. The transcript is spliced from 3 exons. Gene Ontology annotation, molecular function: zinc ion binding; RNA polymerase II cis-regulatory region sequence-specific DNA binding; DNA-binding transcription activator activity, RNA polymerase II-specific. The record is from RefSeq and is a predicted model, not a curated record. Lineage: Eukaryota; Fungi; Ascomycota; Sordariomycetes; Diaporthales; Cryphonectriaceae.
AUGCCAUCAGAAGCUAGUUGCGAACAACCCAAAAAGAAACCGAGACUCGCCAAGUCAUGUGAACAAUGCCGAAAUAGAAAAGUCCGCUGCGAUCUACGCUUUCCUUGUGGGCCUUGCUUGAAGUCGAGGGACCGGCUGAACUGCGCGUACCGGAAUAACCCCGGCGACCUCGUUGUUCCUCGCACCGAUCCACCACCAAACGAGCAUACCGCACCCGUCCCUCCUCCUAAUCCCCCUGUUCUGUAUAAUGAAGGCACCUUUGGGGGGUCAACUGGCCGUGGUGAGGAUCAUGGCUUUGCGCCGCCCGCCAUCACAGGCGCUACCGCCGCUCCUCUCAGCAACGGUCCAGGACAUGCUGUCACAAGGCCCCAAGUUUCCCUAGGGGAUAAGCCUCUAACGUCUCAGAGUGAGUUGAUCCUGAGGCUCGCGGAACGCAUACGGCGUCUUGAGGACCAAGCGGCCAGUUCUCGUCUGGUGCCUAGUGGUGAGACAGACGCCACGGACGGUCUGCGAGUACAGCCUACCACACCCCGUCUGCGCUGCACACAGGACAAGGUCAGAAUGUUUGGCGAGACACAUUGGGUCCAUACUGCGGAGAAGGUCUUCAAUUUCGCCUCUUUUGAUGCCGACGUGGAGCCGGACUUGGGCCAGCACAGAGUAGACAUGACGAAGACGUGGAAAGAGCUCAGAAGUCUGCGUUACUCUUUGAAAGCAAAGCAGCAGGCCGAAGCCCCAAUAGACCCGUCAGAUCUCAGUCUCUUUCCGCCGCGGAAUGUCUGUGAUACACUUACAACACAUUAUCUGCAAAAGUUCGACCGCAUGUAUCGCAUCUUGAUUAUACCAAAGUUGAGGGAGCAGACCAACCAAUUCUGGAGGGACUCUCAAUCUGUUCCCAAGUCUUUCGCCAUGAAAUAUGUCCUGAUUCUAGCCACCGGAAUGCCGUUUGCGUCCUUUGCUGGAUGCAUGGAUCAGUCAACACGUCAAGCCAGACAAUGGAUCCACACGGCUCAGUUAUGGCUGGCCACAAACGAGAAGUCAACAAUCAACUUGCAAGGUCUGCAGAUUUUUUGCCUGCUCGUCAUUGCACGCCAGGUGAAUGGUCUCGGACCCUCGCCAUAUUUCUCUGCCGCUGCUUUGCUCUCGCUUGCCGUGCGGAUGGGUCUCCACCGGGACAAGGACUUCUUUCCAAACCUCUCGCGUGCACAAGCCGAGUUUAUGGCUCGGCUAUGGUCCACCGUGGUAGAGCUGGCACUUGUUUCAUCGCUCGAAGACGGCACAGUUCCCCUUGUGCAACUUACGCAAUGCGACGUGAAGAGGCCAUUGGACAUGGAUGAUUCAGAAAUGACGGAUGAGCCUGUUCAUGGGCAGUCAUACUCUCUUGGUGAUCGGGUCACGGACACAACAAUCCAGCUGGUACUGCUGCAAUCGCAACAACUACGGAUCCGUGUUUUAGAAGUGGUCAACAGAACUGGGCCUAGAGCUUCAUACAAUACCAUCGUGGACCUCACCAAUCAGGUGCGAAAGGCUUGCGCGGAGGUGUCAGCCUUCUUCGCUUCCCACUCAAAAGUACUAGGGCCCGAUGCAGAUUUUAACCAAAAAUACUUGGAUAUGUAUCUUCGCAAGCACAUCCUCUUACUUCACCGACCCUUCAUGCUCGAAGCUCGACAAGAUCCGCGCUUCUACCUAUCUCGCAAGAUUUGCCUUGAGACAAGCAUGAUCAUGGCCUCUUACACCGACGAGCUGAACCUGCCGUCACCGAAUAUGAGUGAUUUCUCGAGUCUAAUGGUUCAUGGCUCCGGCCACCUGCGUGGUGGUUUGAGCCUCGAUGUCAUCAUCACUCUUGCGUUCGAGGUCAACGCACAGCUCCAGGAGGAGGAGAGUACUCUAGGUCCACUUUCAGGUGAUCCAGCCCAACAGCUUGCGCAGCAGGCUCGACAGCCCAUCACGCGCCGACUGGAGCACAUCCGGACGCAGCUGUACGAAAUCAUCGCCAAAGGAAACCCAACCCUCAAAAGGUUCGGCAUAACCUCGGCCUUGCUGGCUCAGAUCAAGGCAUUGGAGGCAGGUGAAAACGUCAAAAACGCAUUCUUUGAUGCCAUCAAGGAUGUUCUGCAGAAAUGCACUGAAACACUUCAGGCGUACAUGGCCAGCCACGAGGCGCUGGCGUUGAGCUCGACUCAGCUAUCACCACCGACUUUUGACAAUUUUGACUUCGACCUUGGUGACACGGUAUGUCUCUUGCAUGUCCUGAGCGGCUCGUUGGAGAACUUUUUCUACACUCAGAUAUAG